This is a messenger RNA of Nylanderia fulva, 1021 nucleotides long. It is a transcript of the gene Osi18, whose product is annotated as DUF1676 domain-containing protein Osi18. The record is from RefSeq and is a predicted model, not a curated record. Gene Ontology annotation, cellular component: membrane. Lineage: Eukaryota; Metazoa; Arthropoda; Insecta; Hymenoptera; Formicidae.
CCUCUAACCAAUCGGUGGUACCGUCAUGAGGCUCUUAACUUUUGUGUCAGUAGCCCUUCUGGCAACCCUUACUGGUGCGCAACAAACAGAGACCACUGUCGAUGUCCUGCAAAAAAUUUAUCACAGAUGCGCAGAUAGCGAGUCCAUGUUAUCUUGUGUUAAACCAAAAGUGUUGGCUUACCUCACUGAUGCUGCAAAACAAGACAGAUUGGCAAUUACGGAGGAUUUAGCGUUAAUUAAAUGCCGUAGUGCGGAUUCCGUGGUAGCAGAUAGCGUGGAAGAUUACUAUUCCUCGCAAUAUGAUGCUGCAGAUCCAUCCAAGAAGCUGCGAACAUUGAUGCUCGAGAAAUUGGACGAGUAUUUGUCUAGCCAUCAGCUUGAGGCUAAACUACCGGAAACAAUAGCGGAAUCAAAUAUUGUUCCUAGAUCUUUAGCUGACAGCAUGCCAAAAAGUCUUACGGUCCCUCUUAGUGAUUCUUCCAAUGAACAAGGUCGUGGUUUCGUCAAGAAGGUGAUGAUACCAUUCUUACUUGGUCUCAAAUUCAAAGCCACCACUUUGGUACCUCUUGGUCUUGCUUUGAUCGCCUUAAAGACGUGGAAAGCGCUAACUUUGGGUCUUUUAUCGUUGGUCCUCAGCGGGGCAAUGUUGAUCUUCAAGUUGACCAAACCGAAAGUCGCUUACGAACUUGUUCAUUACGGACAUCCACCUGUUGAACAUCCGCCUCACUGGGACACCGCACCUCAUGGACCAUACAGAGCCUAUAGAAAAUAAAAAUCAAUAUAGAAAUUAAUAUAAAAAUCGAUGCAGAAGAAAAUUCGUCAUUUCAUUCAUCCGCUUAAAUUUAUUUAAUAUUUAUUAGUUGUACUAGUAUAUAUGUUCCAUCUGCGUUACUUAAUAAAUAAAUAUGUAUAAUAAAAGUUUUUAGUUUUCAUAAAUCGUUUUAUCAAUCAAAUCUUAUCGAUUAUUUUUAUUGCAUUUUUCUCUGAUGUAAUAUUUUCUCUAAUUUAAUUUACAUUUUCU